CGGGUUGAUCAUCAUACUGCAGGAGCCGCGAACCGUUACCGCUGUCCCUACACAAAGUCCCCGUGGACACCUGGGCAAAUGUGGUUGAUUAAUACGAGCCAUCCCGUUUUUGGUUAGCGCGGCUCAGACAUUCCACCUUCCCGAGGUCAGCCUGCCCUCUAGUAUCACACUUCCCUCUGAUACUUAUCCCAAGUUAUACCAUGGGUGACCUAUCAUGGGGUGCAACACCUUAUCCGCUUCUCCCUACCUGCAGGGUCUGUCUUGGCGGUGUCCCCGUCCGCAUCUCAGACCUCGAAAGAAGCUCCCAAGCUGGCUGUGCCUUUUGCGCUCUUCUAGAUCAAGGCAUCGCGCGAAUUCGACCGCAGCUUACCGAGCAGUUAGAUUACGGUGAGAAGUUGGAUGCCGUCUAUAUCUAUGCCAGUAAGACGGACGCGCACUUUGUGGUCGAAUUGGGAAGCUGGUCCUUUGGGUCUAGUGCAUCUCUGGAGGUCCAUUUCGAGGUAUUCGUAGAUACCUCUACAACAAAUCUCGGAGCCCUUGUUCCCACAUACAAUAUACCCCGCGAUGUGCCUACCCGGCUUAACCUCGCGCGUGUUGUCUCCUUCAUUCGAAAGUGGAGCUCUAGCUGCGAUAGGUUCCAUCCAUUUUGCAGUAUAGAAGGCAUACCAGAGCUCCCCAAGCGCGUCAUGAGCAUAUCUUCACGCAACAAUCAACCAAUCAAGUUAGUGGAGCUUAGCGGAGUUCAUGCUCCGUACAUCGCACUCAGCUACUGUUGGGGAGCUUCGAAUACUGCUUUGAAGACAACGUCGGAAACGCUACCCAUCCAUAUGGCCGGAAUCCCGCUCGAGUCGUUUCCGAAGACAUUUAAGGACGUCAUCGCCAUUUGCAGAGCUCUGGAUAUACGCUAUCUAUGGCUCGACGCUCUGUGUAUUAUCCAGGACUCGACGGAAGACUGGGAGGUAGAAUCCGCCAAAAUGACUGACAUCUACUCUAAUUCUUAUCUCACUAUCGCGGCCUCUUCCUGUGCAGAUACUGCGCAUGGCCUAUUCUCAGAUAGAUGGACUUUGAUUCUGAAGCGCGACGAACCACUAUGCCGCAUCGAAACUGGAUCUGUUGCUGUUGAACGCGGAAACGACACUUUCCGACUGCGGCCGCGGCUUUUUACCGCCCACACGCGAUUUGCUCAGCUGGAUAAUGCUCAUCACCAUUCUGCGGAUGCUCCGCUCCUAACGAGGGCCUGGGCAUAUCAGGAACGAUUGCUCCCUUCUAGGACGCUGCAUUUUCUCGCUGAAGAGCUUGUAUGGGAAUGCAAAACGGACCUUCGAUGCGAGUGCCGCGCUCUGGAUGACAGGAGCCUGAUAGCCGCAGAAUUCGAAGGCGACAAGCAGUUCAAGCAAACCUGGCAUGGAGGAUGGCUAAAGCCUCUCGUCGCUAAAGUGGAACGGCCAGGCCUCAUUUACGAGGAUUUUUCAAUGAUCUGGAUGGACCUAGUUUCCGAAUUUACGAGGCUAGAUCUGACCUACGAAAGUGAUCGUUUGCCGGCGAUUUCCGGUCUGGCAGCUAAACUCACGAAUACCUGUCUUGGAGACUAUCUUGCGGGAAUGUGGACUAAUAUGUUUCCCGUGGGCUUGCUUUACGAAAGCAGAUGGAGCGCUGGGGAUUUUCCCGGAGAUCCCAAAUAUCGACCGCAGGCGCCAACUUGGUCGUGGGCGUCUAUUCCUCUGUCCGGGUCGAACGGGAUUUAUUAUGAUCGCACGCUAAGUAGGCGCUUUAAGAGAUGCCCAUACUUCAAGGUGCUCAACGUAACAGCCAAAGUUCUGGGAAAGAACCCCUUUGGCUGGGUGCAAAAUGCUCUACUAAGUGUCCGUGCACGAUCGGCGAAGUGCGUCGCGGUCAAGGGCCGGGACGGCGCCAUGCGCUUAGAGAGAAUUUCACGGGAGGAUGAUCCAGCGCACCUGGUCCUGGAUAUUCCUAAUUCUGUGGAAAACCAUACAAGGAUCAUAUUUCUCUACCUAGGCUCGGGUCAAGGGCUCGCCCUCCAGAAGGUAUCCAAUGUCCGACACGAAGCCACGACCUACCGCCGUGUUGGCAUUGCGAGAUUCCCUCUAGAUAUGCAAUGGAGGAAUGUUGACUGGGAAGACGGCAUGGAAAUGAGGGAUUUUGACCUGGUAUGAGACACUGGGCCGGCCAAGACGCCUUUCUCUCCGUUGCUCCGGCACCGACGUCUCCCUCGAAUUCCUCAGUGGCCGGACAGUAUACCGCCGGCACCGGAGGGGUGAAAGUAUAGUGUCUUCUC
Trematosphaeria pertusa is the source of this 2296-nucleotide messenger RNA. Its product is annotated as HET-domain-containing protein. Bases 201 to 2174 code for a protein of 657 amino acids. Lineage: Eukaryota; Fungi; Ascomycota; Dothideomycetes; Pleosporales; Trematosphaeriaceae. The transcript is spliced from 3 exons. The record is from RefSeq and is a predicted model, not a curated record.